This is a messenger RNA of Pocillopora meandrina, 1869 nucleotides long. The record is from the annotation of a GenBank genome assembly. NCBI's taxonomy places the organism in Eukaryota, Metazoa, Cnidaria, Anthozoa, Scleractinia, Pocilloporidae.
AUGAAUCCAAAGUUCUGGCUGGCAACAAUGUUUCUGAUGUCCCGGAUUGGUGUACUCGACGCCAACAGCCGGUGUCAUGUAACGGAAAGCUCUAUUGGCGGAAUGUACCUGAGAGGUCACGUGUUUAAAGUGCAUCGCGAUGAGUUGCCUGAAGAGUGUUUUUUCCUGUGUGAGGAAGAAGUCACGUGUCAGAGUUACAAUGUCGUCAUUGGUCAAAAUAUCUGUGAACUGAACAAUCGUACAAAGGAAGCAAGACCGGAAGAUUUUAUACCGGAUCAGAGGAGAUUUUACAUGAAGCGUUCUAGAAACAGAGGUACCCUUAACGUUCCCUCGACUACCUUUUGUAUUUGCGUUUCUGGGCAGACUUGCUUUUUUAAUUUUCCUUUCACGAUUACAGAAAACUCAAAUUUCAGAGAAACAAAGAUUGUAGAUACAGAUAUGUUCCUAUGACGAGCCUUUCGAUGAUUCAAUUUUGGGGAUUGUUUCAUCAUUGAUAAGGCAUUUUAAUAUACAGAGACAAGUCAAAAUUAAAGAAACGACGUUUUGGAAUCAUCGUCUCAUCAACGGCAUCUUAGGAAGAUAAUAUUUGACUGAAAAGUAGUUUAACGAUGAUACUGCAACGUUAGCUUGUUUCGCUUCGUUACUGUUGCUGUCUUCCAUCUCAUUUCUUAGUCUAGAUCUAAUAGCACAGUUUUUAUUUCAUUCUACUUUUACGCAGGCAGGAAAGUAGGAGCUUUUUUUCCUAUCCUGUCGUAUCACGAGGUAUCGAAUUGCAUGAUGGUGGAAACUACCUAUAUGAAAUUUUUCUGAUGCAGUUCCCCUCGGAUCCAUCAAAGAACUUCCGGCGGAAUCCUGUAAUGAGAUUGUAUCGAGCGAAGGGGAACAGGUGGCUGAUGGGAAAUACUGGAUUUACUCUGAAGAGAAUAGCGAGGUCAUCGAGGCUUCUUGUGAAGGUAAAUUGUUCACUAAAUUACUCACCUAUUUCCCCACUGCCUCUUAAACGUGUUCUCUUAUCCUAACUUUUUUUAUAUUUACCAAAAUUAUAUCUCGUCGCGCUGUUCCGGCACUGAAAAAAACGGGAAUUAUAGUAAAAAAAAAAAAGGAUUUGUGUUUGAAGAAGAUAAGUCAACGACAUGAACUGUUCUUUCCCUUAUACAAAAUUGUUUUAAUGGCGAAUGGGAAUAGAUCAAAACAACUAUUCAGAUCAUGACGCCGAAAAGGACGAUGGUUAACCUUUUUUAUUACUGGAAUUUAUCCUGCAAAUAGCUGUUAGUUACCAUUCGAAAAUACACUGGCUUACAGUGGCUAUUUCUUUCUUAAAACAGUUUAAUUAACUUUCAACUGUCCUAUUUCUAUUUAGCUAUCUGCCUAUCCUAUUUCUUUAUCUUAGAGAGCUGGCAAAAGAUAAAUGGCGAAGAACCUGUCUGCUUUGGAGCCAAAGACAAUCAGUAUGGUUCCUUCAACAUGACAAAGAGUGGACGAGUUAAGACAAUGAAGCUUAUUCACAAGUCAGGGUCAGUGCGCUGCAACAAUGUUACUAUUUCAUCCUACUGGGGUUGCACCUGGACACCAUAUAAAGACAAUCUGAUGACAAUCAUCACAGAUGCCAAUAAGAAGGCCAUUCUGCCACCUGCCGAGGACUUGAAAGCUUUUAAAACUCCCGGUCAUUUUGAUAACAAAGAACACUUUUACAGUCUUCCUGGAUAUCACCAUAAUUCAAUUGAGCUGGUUUUUCGCAACCUCGUCAAUCCUUUGUCUGUCUCGAGCAACCAAGAGAUGCAGAUAUGGUACGGACAGGAUUGGAUUGACCGCGGAGAGGAAGACAACAGCGGUAAAACUUGUGUUGAUGUGUAUGCAUGGUAUGAGUGA